Molecule: messenger RNA, 1184 nt
Organism: Anopheles maculipalpis
Lineage: Eukaryota; Metazoa; Arthropoda; Insecta; Diptera; Culicidae
Product: arrestin domain-containing protein 3-like
Exons: 3
Coding region: 3-1184 (393 amino acids)
Biological process (GO): protein transport
Cellular component (GO): cytoplasm
Source: RefSeq, a predicted model, not a curated record
AAAUGCCCGAACCCGAGUGCCACAUACGAUUCGAUAACAACCCGUACGGAGUGUAUCUUGCCGGGCAAACGCUAGCCGGUCAGGUCGAGCUCCGCCUAACAGAGAUACUCAGUGUAAUUGGAAUAAGUCUACGACUGGAUGGACUGACCGAAAUAGAAUGGUGCGAGUUUAUCGAAUCAGCCACCGGGCAGCCGGGUGGACGUAAAACGACACGCUACCAUGGCCGGCAAACGCUUCUCAACUCUACCAGCUUCCUGUGCGGUUCAUCCGUAGGACCGUUGCGGGAUCUUGCCAUUGGCACACAUACGUAUCACUUUUCCUGCGAACUGCCUGCCCACCUACCGACCUCGUUCGAGGGUUACCAUGCACGCAUCCGGUACACGGCCAAGGUGGCGCUCCAUCGAACGAAAGCACGUAUCGAUCCGAUCGGACAAACCAGCUUCACCGUGCUGCGGCAUCUAAAUCUGAACGAGCACGGUGAAGUGCUAAUACUUCCAACGAAGAGUGAACUCACAAAAGUGUUCUGCUGCGGACCGUGCUCCUCCGAACCUCUAUACAUAUCUGCCCAGAUAGCCCGUACCGGGUACAUUCCGGGCCAAACAAUUGUGAUGAAGAUAGACGCGGUCAACCGGAGCCGUACGACGGUGACCGAGUUUCGCGUCAAGUUGGUACAAAAGCUUUGCUACACCAGCCAACAGCCGACGGCGCAAACACGCUCAGAUGCGCUGGUAGUGGCCGAAUCACGCUGCUCCGGCGUUACCUCGGGUGAGGUGGUGAAGCAUCAGCAGAACCUACUCAUCCCGGCCCUACCGCCGACCUAUACGGACGGAUCACCCAUCUUCAGCAUCACCUACGAGCUGGAGAUCGAGGCACGCGUUACGGGACCAAACAUUAGUCCCCGGCUCGCAAUGCCCAUCACUAUCGGUACGAUCGCGCUCGAGACGUCGGUGCCGUUGAGGGAAAAGUUGAAACCUCUAGCUAAAGCACCGUGGGAUCCGUUUAGUUCACAGCACUACACGGAUAUUAUAGGCACACGGAUACCGGUCAACAACAUUGCCCGCCGAUCGUUCGCAGGUAUGGAGCACCAGGAGCUGCCAAACAACAAUUCCAACAACGUACGUCUUCACUAUAUUGUGCACGCACGGAAAAGUGAUUUUCCACGGCCCGAUCCGGAUGAGAACUGA